This is a messenger RNA of Saprolegnia parasitica CBS 223.65, 723 nucleotides long. RefSeq lists its product as hypothetical. The record is from RefSeq and is a predicted model, not a curated record. The transcript has 7 exons. Gene Ontology annotation, molecular function: protein binding. The coding region runs from base 1 to 723 and encodes 240 amino acids. NCBI's taxonomy places the organism in Eukaryota, Oomycota, Saprolegniomycetes, Saprolegniales, Saprolegniaceae.
AUGGGCGGCGACAAGUUGGCCGCGCUGCUGGCCAAAGCCAAAAGCCUCGAAAAGCAAAAGCAGCCGGUCCCGCAGGUCCGGCGCGACGUCAACUGGUGGGUCGCCCGGUAUGGCUGCGCCGUGACGCCCGCCAGAGAAAAGGACGCGCCGGCCGCGGAGGCGGUCUACCACGCCAUUGUAGCCAACGACGUCCGCGCGCUACGCCACUGUUUAGAGGCCCACCGCCACUUGUGCUUUGUCAAGCUCUUUGGCGAGAACAAGCGCACGGCGCUGUACGUUGCGAGUGCCCUUGGAAAGCUCGAGUGUGUGAAGGAGCUCUUGAAGCACGGCGCCGACCCGCGCGUGGCCUGCGACGGCUACUUGCCCGCGGACGUUGCAGGCGCCUAUGCGCGCGACCCGGUCGCGACGAUGAAGAUCAAGCACCUCUUUGGCGCGUUUCCGCGCCCCCAAGUGCAUUUGGUGCCCCACCCGACGAGCAAAGAGGGCCGGUGCCGCGUCGACAUUCACUUUAGCGAGCCCGUUUGGGACUUUGCGCCCACCGACGUCGUCGUGACGGGCUGCGUGUGCGUCCACUUGACGCUCUACACGGACGACUUUUUCGCUGUCCAUCUCCAGCUCCACGGCCCCGCGUCAGUGACCGUGCCUAUGAACGCAGCUCGGCGCAAGGGGUCUGGCCUCCCCAACGACGCGUCGAUCACGGUUCAUCUCGAGUGGCAUCAAUAA